GUAGCAAAAAAAAAUGAAAAAGGAUUUUGCGGUUUCUUCCGAUUCAUCCGAUAAACGAUCAAAAGUCCAAAUCUCUCUCUUCGUGAGAGUUCCUUCUCUCCUUUCGUGAGAGUUCCUUCCCCCUUGUGAGAGUUUGUUUUUAACUGCUUCCUCCCCCUUCCGUCGCUGGCCUUAGCUGUGUCCAGGGUCGGUGGUUGUCUCCCUUUUCUCUUUUUCUUCCUUUAUUUUCUGCAUGCUUGUUGGCCUGCGUUUUGUCCCCAUUGUUUCGACCCACUUUACCUGCACUCCUAGCUCUGAUCCCCUCUUCUUCCAAUCUUAGUUUCCCAACAUCCUUAUUGCUCUUCCUUCACCAUCCUAUCCAUCAAACAUUCCUCUGUCUCACUCAAUUUGGGCUCUGCAAGCCAUUUUUCUUCACGCGAUUUGUCACGACCUCUCGGAAGGUGAGUACAGCUCUGGCUUCAGUAGAAACAUUACCACCUUCCAUGUGUAUGCCUUUAUUGGCAUUGUUACGUGUGGGAUGUCCUUCCAUCUGGUUUCCUUUAAUAUGUGGCUUAGAUCUAUUUGGUUGGAGCUCUCUUUUCCACCACUUAUGGGACAUCGGUUGGCUGGAUCUCUGGUAUUUUCCAGGGAUGGAGGUGCACGAUAGUGGAUUCCGGUUGAUGGUGAUUGUGGUGCAGGCUGCUUCGGCUUCUUGUUUUUUUUUUUGUUUUUCAGUUUGGGCCCAAUUCUUUGUUUGGGCUCUGUUUUACUUGAGGCCUUAUUUUUUUUUUCUGCUGGACUUGUAAUUGAGCCUCAUAUUUUGUAUAGGUGUUGGGUUGUUAAUGAAGUCACAUUUGUCCCAAAAAAAGAAAAAAAAAAAGAAAUUGGAAAAAAGAAAACCUCCUUGAAAAAUGAUAAAAGAAAAGAAAUAGUCCUGUAAGCAGAAGGACAAAAAAAAAAAAAAAAAAAAGGCGCUGGCCUGGGCCUCUUUAUCGGGUUGCUUGGAUUGGGUCACACAGGUUCGCGGUUGGGACUUGGCAGUUGGCAGUCAGCAGUGGGAGGGAGAGUGAGUCCCCGAGCCUGGAGUCGGAGAAAUUUGAAGCCCUCCUCCUUCAGGGAAUCCAUGUCGGUCUGUCAUUUUGCCGAGAAAUGUCCUGUUUCCGUCAAAAUGCUUAAACCCUAAACAUAAUUCAGAAGAGAAAAGCUCGGCUAGGCUAGGAGGAUUGAGGAUCGAGGAAGCUCUAUAAUCUGACAGUAAUCAAUGAUGCACAGGCGACCUCUAGCGACAGUGAGAGCGAGGGUUUCGUUGCGCUCAAUUUCAGAUUGGCUUUGUAAAUCUCAAACACACUACCACCACCACCAUCAUGGACCAAGACUUGCUUCUCAAAAACUGGACUCCCCUCGCACUCUUACAACAUCUAAUGUGGUUAAUGCAGGUCAUCAAGUUAUGUGGCACGGAACAGAAUCCAUUACAAGGUCCGUGCAGAUGCAAAUUGUUGAUGCACUACGCUUGGGUGAGAGGGGCAAAGCUUCAAAUAUGCUUUUGAAUCUUAGCCAUGUGAACCAUUCCUUAGGAGCUGAUGAUUUCCUUCAUAUUCUUAAGUACUGUGCCAGGUCACCUGAUCCAUUGUUUGUAAUGGAGACUUGGAGAGUAAUGGAUGAAAAGGAGAUUACCCUGAAUAACUUAUGCUCCUUGCUCAUGAUGCAAGCUCUAUGUAAAGGAGGAUAUUUAGAGGAGGCAUUUAAGUUGAUAAAUUUCCUGGGAGAAAGUCAAGGCAUCUAUCCAGUUCUACCUAUCUACAACAGUUUCUUAAGGGCUUGUGCUAAAAUGCAAAGUAUGAUAAAUGCCAAUCAGUGUUUGGACUUGAUGGAGCAUCAAAUGGCAGGGAAGAAUGAAGUUACAUAUUCGGAGCUUCUCAAGUUUGCAGUUUGGCAACAAAGCCUCCCUGCAGCACAUGAAAUUUGGGAGGACUAUAUCAAACACUACAGUCUGAGCAUUAUACCUCUACGGAAGUUUAUUUGGUCCUUUACUAGGUUGGGAGAUUUAAAAUCUGCGUAUGUGACGUUGCAACAUAUGGUGGCUUUAGCCACCAAAGGAAACACGAAUGUUAAUAGAACUUCUGAAGGAAAGUUGUUUUCUUCAAGAUUGGACAUUCCUAUACCUUCAAAUUGUGAAUUAAGCUUGAGGAAACUAGAUUUGGAGGAGAAUGAACUUUCUGUUCCUUCCAUAUACUGUAAACCUUUGGAUGAUCAUGCUGUUAGUGCAGAUCAGUUGACUACUUUUGGCUUGGGAGUUGGAGAAGUUGAGAAUAAUCAGCUAGAUAUCCUUGAUAAACAUUUAAGCAAGCCUGUUAAGAAAAUUUUGAGAUGGUCAUUCAAUGAUGUGAUUCAUGCUUGUGCACAGUUGAGAAAUGAUGGUCUGGCAGAGCAGUUAAUCCUACAGAUGCAAAAUUUUGGGUUGCAACCAUCAAGCCAUACAUAUGAUGGCUUUGUCAGAGCAGUUGCUUCUCAGAGAGGUUUCAGUAUUGGAAUGGAAAUUUUACAAGAUAUGCAGCAGAGAAAUCUGAAGCCAUAUGAUUCUACUCUUGUCACCCUUUCUAUAGGUAGCAGCAAAGUGCUAGAACUGAAUUUAGCUGAGGCUCUGCUGGAUCAAAUAUCUGAAUGUUCAUAUCCACAUCCUUUCAAUGCUUUUUUUGCAGCAUGCGAUACAACGGAUCAACCUGAACGAGCAGUGCAGAUGUUGGCUAAAAUGAAACAAUUAGAAGUUGUGCCUAAUAUUAACACGUACGAGCUGCUGUUUUUAUUAUUUGGAAACGUGAAUGCCCCAUAUGAAGAGGGCAACAUGUUGUCACAGGUGGAUGCUGGUAAACGUAUCAAUGCUAUAGAAAUGGAUAUGGCAAGAUACGGUAUUCAACACAGUUACUUAUCAAUGAACAACUUGUUGAAGGCCCUUGGAACAGAGGGGAUGAUAAGAGAGCUGAUCCAGUAUUUGCAUGUGGCAGAAAAUCUUUUUUGUCGUAAUAACGUUGAUCUGGGAACACCCAUGUAUAAUACAGUGUUGCAUUCACUUGUUGAGGCUAAGGAAAGUCAAAUGGCAAUUAAGAUAUUCAAGAGUAUGAAGUCAUUUGGUUUCCCGGCAGAUGCUGCAACGUAUAAUAUAAUGAUUGAUUGCUGUAGCAUUCUGAAAUGUUAUAGAUCUGCUUCUGCAUUGAUUUCCAUGAUGUUGCGAGAUGGCUUUUAUCCAGUAACAGUGACUUACACUGCUCUCAUAAAGAUUCUGUUGGAAGAUGAUGACAUUGAUGAAGCAUUGAAUCUUUUGGAUCAAGCCAGCUCAGAAGGGAACAAACUUGAUUCUUUGUUAUUCAAUACCAUUCUCCAAAAAGCCUGUGAAAAGGAAUUGAUCGAGGCAGUUGAAUUAGUAGUUGAAUGGAUGCACCAAGAAAAGAUCCAGCCUGAUCCAGCGACCUGCCAUUUUGUUUUCUCGGCAUAUGUGAACUGUGGCUUUCACAGCACAGCCAUGGAAGCACUGCAGGUUUUGAGUAUGCGUAUGAUAUGCAACGAAGAUGGAAGCUUUCCAGAAAAGGCAGAAUACGAGGAUGACUUUAUAUUUGCUGAGGACCUGGAAGCGGAAUCACGAAUAGUACAGCUUUUUGAAGAUUCUGAAGAGAACCUUGCUGCUGCCCUUUUGAAUUUAAGAUGGUGUGCGGUGCUAGGCUUCCCAAUUUCUUGGUCACCUAGUGAAAGCCCAUGGGCCAGAAGACUCUCAUCUAACUACACUACCAGGAAAGGAGCCGCCUAAUAUAUUGGUAGAACUCUGGCUCGAGCAAGUUUCCUUGAUUUUUUUUAGUUUGGGGGGGGCUGCGGUGCGUGGUGUUGGAACGAGGCCUAAGGGUUUAGGAAGAAGCAUUUUAGCAGAAAGGAGCUCCUUGAAUACAAAGACACUGGUUUAGGUCCUGAUGAGACCACAGUGGGGAGAUUGAUACGUAGUGCGACUAACUAAUAUUGAAUAAAAUGGACCAACUAGGAAGGUCUGGGAACAAACAAGCAUUGAUGUAUUGUAGAUUGUAGAAAAUUAGGUGAGCCGAGUGUGGAUGUUACAUAGUAACUGGGCGGUUUUGGAUGACGGGAUGCCCUUCUAAUUUUCUAUCCGAUAGUGUUAAUUUGUAAGUUGUUGCUUUGUGCCUAGAUCGGUCUGCGGUUGUCUAAACAAGAUUAACAGUGCCUAAUAGUAAUAGCCUUGCGGAACAAGUUUGCUUUGA
This is a messenger RNA of Pyrus x bretschneideri (Chinese white pear), 4238 nucleotides long. Its product is annotated as pentatricopeptide repeat-containing protein At1g76280. NCBI's taxonomy places the organism in Eukaryota, Viridiplantae, Streptophyta, Magnoliopsida, Rosales, Rosaceae. Gene Ontology annotation, molecular function: protein binding. Bases 1241 to 3778 code for a protein of 845 amino acids. The record is from RefSeq and is a predicted model, not a curated record. The transcript has 14 exons.